UUCUCCCUGAGAACCAAUAUUCCACUACCAACGGUUGAGUGGUGGCCCCACCCGUAUAGGCUCAAGUACACAAGACCGGCUGGCGGAGAAACAAAAGAAGGCAAGAUGUGCACACAAAUUCUCCGACAGGCUGGUGUGGCAGGUGGGUGCCGUCAGUACUGUCUGUAUACGGUGUUGAGCUGA
Molecule: messenger RNA, 183 nt
Organism: Pyricularia pennisetigena
Lineage: Eukaryota; Fungi; Ascomycota; Sordariomycetes; Magnaporthales; Pyriculariaceae
Exons: 2
Source: RefSeq, a predicted model, not a curated record